CCUUUCUACUCAAAGGUUUCUCUAUCUCUCUUUUUCCUCUCUACUACUUCUCUUCUCAUGCAUGAACUAAUCCGGUAAUCCCUCCAUCUCGAUCCCUCUUCUUAACUUCAAGUGAAGUUAAGCAUUAAAUGGCUUCCAUGAACAACUGGUUAGGAUUUUCUCUCUCCCCUCAACAACUCCCUUCACAAGGUGAUAAUCAACAAGAUCACUCCCAAACCAAUGUCUCCCGCCUCGGCUUCAACUCCGAUGAAAUCUCCGGUACCAAUGUCUCUAGCGAGUGUUUCGAUCUUACCUCGGACCCAUCAGCCCCUUCCCUCAACCUUCCUCAUCCUUUUGGCAUACUUGAAGCCUUCAAUAGAAACAAUCAAUCCCAAGAUUGGAAUAUGAAGGGUUUGGAUGCAAACUACAAGGGAACGGCAGACCUUUCCAUGUUGAUGGGUAGUUCAUGCAAUACCCAAAACCAAGAACCAAAGCUUGAGAACUUCCUAGGCGGCCCUACAGUGGCAGCUACCGGCGCAGGAGAGUAUAUUUUCCCCAACGGUGGUGGAGGAGGGGACGAUGGUAGUAUCACCAGCAUCAACGGUGGUGGCAGCAAUAGCUCCAUUGGUUUGUCCAUGAUCAAAACCUGGCUGAGGAACCAACCGGCCCCGCCAUCCACCACUCAGCCGGAGAGUGCCAAGAACAACGGCGGUGCACAGACGUUGUCUCUUUCUAUGAGCACCGGAUCUUCACAGCUUCUCACCGUCAGUAACGGAGGCGCCAGCGGUGGAGAUAGUUCAUCUUCCGAUACCAAUAAGCAGCAGAAGACGACAACCACCUGCCUCGACAGCCAGACCGCUGCCAUUGAAGCGGUGCCAAGGAAAUCUAUUGAUACUUUUGGCCAGAGAACUUCUAUAUAUCGUGGUGUAACAAGACAUAGAUGGACUGGGAGAUAUGAAGCUCAUCUAUGGGAUAAUAGUUGCAGAAGAGAAGGACAAACUCGAAAGGGCAGGCAAGGUGGGUAUGACAAAGAAGAAAAGGCAGCUAGAGCUUAUGAUUUAGCAGCACUAAAAUACUGGGGAACAACUACAACAACAAAUUUCCCAAUUAGCAACUAUGAAAAGGAAUUAGAUGAAAUGAAGCACAUGACCAGGCAAGAGUACGUUGCGUCUUUGCGAAGGAAGAGCAGUGGAUUUUCCCGAGGUGCCUCGAUCUACAGGGGAGUCACAAGACAUCACCAGCAUGGAAGAUGGCAAGCAAGGAUCGGAAGAGUCGCAGGAAAUAAAGACCUUUACUUAGGAACAUUCAGUACCCAAGAGGAGGCAGCAGAAGCCUAUGACAUUGCAGCCAUAAAAUUCCGAGGACUGAAUGCAGUCACCAACUUUGAUAUGAACAGAUAUGAUGUGAAGAGCAUACUUGAGAGUAGCACAUUGCCUAUUGGAGGAGCAGCAAAGCGGUUGAAAGAUGUUGAGCAAGCAGAAAUGGUGGUGGAAGGACAGAGAGCUGAUGACGGUAACAUCAGUUCACAGAUAACUGCAGAUGGGAUCAGCAGCUAUGGUGCUGCAGCAGCCCACCACGGCUGGCCUGCCAUUGCUUUCCACCAACAGCCUCAGCCUUUCAGCAUGCAGUUCCCCUACGGGCAAAGACUCUGGUGCAAACAAGAACAAGAUUCAGACACCAGCAACAGUAGCUUCCAAGAUCUUCAUCACCAGCUGCAAUUGGGAAGCACCCACAAUUUUUUCCAGCCUUCUGUCCUGCACAACCUCAUGAGCUUGGACUCCUCUUCCAUGGAGCACAGCUCCGGUUCUAAUUCUGUCAUCUACAGCAAUGGAGGGAAUAGUGGUGAAGGUGGUGGAAGUAAUGGCACUGCUGCCAAUGGUGGUUAUUAUGGAAGCAACAAUGCUGGAUAUGUGUUUCCUUUGGGGACAGUUAUAGCCAGCAAUGAUGGGAACCAAAAUCAAGGGAAUGGCUUUGGAGAUGGUGCUGAAGUGAACAUGUUUGGAUCAGGAGAUCCUUACAAUAGUCAUCAGAGGAACUUGUACUACCUUUCUCAUCAUCAAUCAUCAAAUGCUGUGAAAGCUGCAAGCACAUACGAUCAGGCCUCAACGUGCAACAACUGGGUGCCAACUGCAGUUCCUGCCAUUGCACAAAGGUCCAGCACCAUGGCUGUAGGCCAUGGAGCUUCAACUUUUACGGUGUGGAAUGAUACAUAAAUCAAUGGAAAGAGGAGAAGGAAGAUUAGGGGAUGGAUCUAUAGUAGCUAGAAAAAGAGAGAAGGGAACAUGUAUACAAUAUGAUCUAUAUUUUAUGAUUUUCCCAUUUCCUCUCUUCCUUUUGGAUUAACUAAUUUAACUGGGGAAAAUAGGCUUUCCUUUUUUUCUUUUUCUUUUUUGGUUUUUAGCUCUCUCACUUUGCAGUUAUAGAUGCAUAUUUUACAAUUUAUUAAGGGUCCAACUGAAGUUCAGCAAUAGCAUGUGAGACUUUGGCUUAGGUUUUCUCACUUGCUAUGAAUUUUGGGAACUUCAGUUCAGGGAGGAUCCUCGGAAGUUUUUCUCCUUUUCUAAAAAGCAGGGCUUUGUAAGAAUAACAAAGUUUUGAUAUAAAGAAUCGGAUUCAUUCCUCUUUUUAAUGUAUAAUAUAUCAUUUUCCUUUUU
Rubroshorea leprosula is the source of this 2633-nucleotide messenger RNA. Lineage: Eukaryota; Viridiplantae; Streptophyta; Magnoliopsida; Malvales; Dipterocarpaceae. The record is from the annotation of a GenBank genome assembly.